UCAAGACAAUUAUACCGUUUCACACUGUCAUUUCAUUAAUAUUUUACACAGGAUUAUUUAUAGCCGAUAGAGGAUGGAAGAUGAAAAUAACCAUUAUUCUCCGAAGUAUCGAAGAACACACCAAGGUACAAUGCCCCUUAGUCCUCUUGGUGCAACUUCAAGACCCCCUUUACCACAGAAUUAUCUAAACCACACAGAAAAUAAUUCUGACCAGACAGACUCUGAAUCAUACACACAGAUUCAACAACGUAAACGGAAUAUGAGUGGACCAGGAAGCGGAAGCAGUACUCGGUCAUUUAUUAUACUUGGGCUUAUUUUUUUAACUUCUGUUAUGGCUCUAGGGCUUGUUUAUUUAAACUUUCCGAGAUUAGAUGAGUCAGAAAAAGAAAAAAUUAAACUUCCCCGAGACAUAGAAGAUGCAAAGAAUCUAGGACAAGUUUUAUCCCGUUAUAAAGACCAGUAUUUUUAUCAAGUGCUGUUUGGAUAUUUUUUGAUAUAUAUUUUUUUACAAUCAUUUGCUAUACCUGGUUCGAUAUUUUUAAGUAUUAUUUGUGGUUUUUUAUAUCCAUUUCCUCUAGCUUUAUUCCUUGUUUGUCUGUGUUCAGCAAUGGGGGCCUCGUUUUGUUAUUUAUUGUCAUAUUUAGUUGGUAGAAGACUUGUAAAUAAAUAUAUACCAGAAAGAGUAACACAGUGGCAAUCACAUGUUGAACGUCAUAAAGAUCAUUUAUUAAAUUAUAUUAUAUUUUUACGUAUUACCCCAUUCUUACCUAACUGGUUUAUAAAUAUAACAUCACCUGUAUUAAAUGUUCCUUUAACACCAUUUUUUCUUGGAACAUUUUUAGGUGUAGCCCCACCAUCAUUUGUAGCAAUACAAGCUGGAACCACAUUACAUACAUUAACCUCAUCAGGUGAUGCUUUAACAUGGUCAUCUAUUAUAAUACUAGGUUUACUGGCGGUAUUAGCACUUCUACCAGUAUUACUUAAAAAUACAUUAAAACGACGGUUUGAUUGACAAACAAAUCUAAUUAAAUUUACUAGGUCUAGUUCUUCUGUAGUGAAAAUCUAAUUUUACUGUUAGAAACCUGAUAACUGAAUUAAAAGCCAAACUAUAUUGGAUCUGAGUAUUUUUAAGCAUAUUUAUUUUCAAAUUCUAUUAUUAAGAGGUGCAGUGAUUCUCAGUUUUGCAAUUUUUGGCUAUAAUUCUCUUCGUACGUAAAAUGUAAUGGUGUUAGAGCUUUUUUAAAAAGUAGAGAAGAAGUAAUAAUUUCAAAAUAAUAGCAUUUUGAUGGAAUUUACUGGUAAUUAAAUUAUAUGUAGAUAUAAAAUCGUUAUAUAUUUUUAUUGUUGUCGCCCCUGUCAGUCCGUCGGUUUAUCUACCCAUUCACAUUUCUGAGAAACACUCUACAUGUUUUGAGCCGAUCAACUAACUCAAUAUAGGUGAUAGGUUUUCAAACAACUUAAACCCAUCAGUCUUCAUCUGGAAAUGGAGACCAGUGUCCCAAGCUGUAUUAUACGGUAUCUGGAUAAAACCAGACUUUUAUAAAAAUAUCAUGUAGGUGAAAUUUACCUUUUGUUACCAAGUACAGCACAUCGAUCAAGGCAAUAAAUUACCAGAUCACCCAACGAAAAAAUUGACCCAAAAUCUUAAAAAGGUUAUGUGUCCGGAUAAGCGGUUUUGACAUUCAUAUCCAAACAACUCAAUAUUUUGAGCCCAAAUUUUGAGACAAAGUAAAUACACCACUCCUCUAUAUUUUGGCGCUUAAAUUUCAUACAUACACAGACUUUUAUUUCUGAGACUCUAUCCAAAUCGGGAUGGUCCCUUUAAGGAAAGUUCUAAAUGCCAAAAGUUUUUGAGCUUAUUUUUAAUCCCUCUUUCACAAGCUACUGGUGGGUGUAUAUUGUUUGUGGGAAGCAUUGCACCUCUCUUUGUCAUUGUUUACAUGUCCGUAUGAGAGUGAGUUUAAUUUUGGUGGUCAGGCUUAUAUUAUGUCAUGUGAUUGGUCUUCUCUUCCAUCUAUACUCAAACUCUAAAUGAAGAGGCUGAUGCAGGAUAUUUGGUAGGUCGGGGUUGUGUGGAGAGGUAUCUCUCCUUUGACAAGUUGUGAUUUGAGUAUAACAUCAGCUACAUCACCCCAACCAUCAAAAAGUUCAAUUUUACAUGUUCCAUAGAAAUAGAAUAAUAAAUGAAUUUUUGAUACUCUUAUUUAGGGGAGCCCAAGGCCCUCUAGGCUCCACAUCUGGAUCCACCUGCCACUGUCUAAAUGUUUUUAGGAUCAAUAAGAAAACCAUUAAAUAUGAUUUUUAGUCAUUAGUUGACUUGGGAUUUUGUUUCUUCAUUUGCGAUGAAUGAUUGUUUUCGUUUGUUUAACAAGAUCUUUCUUCAUUCCAUUGUCAUAAAGAUACUAAUCAUUUAGAACAAAUUAAGGAACAACUGUACAUAAUUAUUCUCCACAUUUAGACAUUCCCCUGUUAUCUGUGGAAUUGUAUAUGCAAGGUAAUUGUUUUUUUACUUAUUUAAGGAUCAAUGAAUUAUUAUUUAUUUUGUGAUUUAUGUAAAUUUAAUGUUUGUUUUUAUAUAACUGUCUUUUGAAAUUUAAUAUUCUUGUAAAUGUCUUCAUUUUCUGCAAUUAGAUCAUCUUCUUUAAAUGAGAAUUUGUAAUGUAUAAAUUAAGGUCUAUGAUAUGGUCUUUCUUAUAUUAAGGGAGGGAACUCUUUUCAAAACUGGUAUAAUAUGCAUUUAUUUCCGUUUUAUACACCUACAAUGAAAUGUGGUUGUAUAUUGUUCUUAUAUUAAGGGAGAGAACUCUUUUCAAAACUGGUAUAAUAUGCAUUUAUUUCCGUUUUAUACACCUACAAUGAAAUGUGGUUGUAUAUUGUUGUGCCCCCCACCCCUGCCCACUAGGUGUCUGUCGGGCGCCUGGUGUUAACAAUUGCUUGUGGAUUUAUACACAGUGUCUGAGGUCAUAGGACGAAGGAUCCUAGUCAUUUUCAAUGAUUUCCGAUAAUUACUGUAGAAGUUCUAGAAGCUAAAAUUUAUAUCUGAUUGACUUUUAAUUUAUACAAUUUAUUUCAUGAGACAUAGGAUCUUAGUAAUUUUCAAAAAUUUUCGAUAAUUACUGCCAGAGUUAUAGUCCUUGAUCACUUUGAAAUAUUUUGUGGACGCUCUAGAGGCUAAAGUUGAUAUCCGAUUGACUUUAAAUUUAUAUGCAGUGUUGAAGGUCAUAAGAUGAAGAAUCCUAUUUAUUUUAAACAAUUUCUGAUAAUUACAGCCAGAGUUAUUGCCCUUCAUCACUUUGAAAAAUCAUGUUGAUGCACUAGAGACUAAAGUUAAUAUAAAUUGUUUAAGGUCAUGAAACAAAGAAUCCAAACUAAAUCUAAUGAUUCUGAUAAUUACUUAUUGGGUUAUUACUCGUAGUAAGAUUUUCAUAUGUUGUAAACAUUCUCCUUAUUCACAAAAGAAAAAACUAUGAGACAACCCUUGUUGACUGCCUGGACGACUUAGCUGCUGUGGGAAUAUGAUGUUUAGUUGCCUGGCAACCUAUCUUCAAUAAAACUGUAAAUAUAUAUUUAUGUCUCCUUAAUCUUAUUUAUGUAUUGAUAAAUGAAUGAUGUCCAUUUGAAUACUGAAAUGAAGUGAAAUGAGGUUUAACAUCCUACUGUUAUUUGACUUCUGACAAAAUCAAAGGUAGUGUAAAUAUUAAAUGAAUAAGUUAAUUAUUAAUAUAUUAAAGAUACAUUAUGGGAGAUUUUUAUAGAGAGUUGGCCAUUCUUGCUAUAACAGUUCAAAAGUAGAUGAUGAAAGAAGAAUAUAUUGAAAAUUUCAGUCAAAUUACUUUAUUCUGAACAUAGUUAUCAUCGUUGUAAUAUUUGACUAGAAAUGGUAGCGAAAUGCGUCUUCACCUUGACCGAUCGUUUGAUUGACAGGCGUUAACUCCACCUACAUAUCUCGAUCAUCAAGUAAAGCUUUCAAUGGCAUACGGAACAAUUUACAGCGGCCUCGCUAAGUACACUCUAUGAUUUAGCCUCGAUCUAACUGACGUAUUUUCAUCAGGUUACGCCUUAUUUGAUUUAAUCAAUUAGUGAAAUCCUAUUUAAAUCUGAGCUGUAGCCGAGCCAUCCGUGGGUCUACAGAGUUGAUUUUGGGCUUGUUGUUUAAAUAAAGAUCUAAUUUAUAAUUUCUAUAAUAUCUGAAGCCUAAAUUAAGACUUGCGAUAAUCAGAUUUAGCUGUUGCAUAAUGUAUGUUUAAAAUGAGUUUCGUCGAGCCCUACAUCUUUAGUAUGCUUUGUAAAAUCCUGUAGAAUUGGGAUAAAUGCCCCUGCUUUGGAUUUUUAUACGCCCACAUUUUCAUGUGGACGUAUUAUGCCGUCGCCCCUGUCCGUCCGGACGUCCGGAGGUCCGUCCGUCCGUCCACAAUUUGUUUGUGGACACUCUACAGGUCACAAUUCUUAUCCGAUUUUGACGAAACUUGAAAUAUAGGUUUAUCUCCAAAAGAUCUCGGUUCCUUUCGAUAUUGGCAUGUAUCUAAUCGAAACUUCAUGGCCCCUGUUUGUACGAAAAAUCACGUUUUUAGCUUGUGGACACUAUAGAGGUCACAAUUUUUAUCCGAUUUUGUUGAAACUUGAAAUCUAAGUUGAUAAUCUAAAGAUCUCGGUUCCUUUCGAUAUUCGCGCAUAUCGGACCGUAACUUCCUGAAUUAUGGCCCCUGAUUGUACCAAAAAUCGUGUUUUUAGCUUGUGGACCCUAUAGAGGUCAUAAUUUUUAUCCGAUUUAAAAAAAACGUUCAAGUAUAUCACCGUUACACCCUAAGGAUGACUGAAUCCGAAUUUCGUGAAAAUCGGCCCGAAAUUGACAGACAAAAUGGCCGCCGUUCGUUCUCAAAUAGCGUAAAAAUAUGGUAUAUCAAUGUUGUGGACACUAUAGAGGUCGCAAUUUUUAUCCAAUUUUGUUAAAACUUGAAAUCUAAGUUGAUAAUCCAAAGAUCUCGGUUCCUUUCGAUAUUCGUGCACAUCGGACCUUAACUUCUUGAAUUAUGGCCCCUGAUUGUACCAAAAAUCGUGUUUUUAGCUUGUGGACCCUAUAGAGGUCAUAAUUUUUAUCCGAUUUUAAAAAAAACGUUCAAUUAUAUCACCGUUACACCCUAAGGAUGGCUGAGUUUGAAUUUCGUGAAAAUCGGCCCGAAAUUGACAGACAAAAUGGCCGCCGUUCGUUCUCAAAUAGCGUAAAAAUAUGGUAUAUCAAGGUUGUGGACACUAUAGAGGUCACAAUUUUUAUCCGAUUUUGUUGAAACUUGAAACGUAAGUUUAUAACCCAAAGAUCUCGGUUCCUUUCGAUAUUCACGCAUAUCGAAUUGUAAUUUCCUGAAUUAUGGCCCUUGAUUGUAGGAAAAAUCACUUUCUUGUUAGCUUGUUCUCUAUCCAUCUCUCGAAAAUGUGGGCGUAUCGUGCCUGGCAGCCGCUGGUUGAUCAUUUUUAGAGAUUUAAAAAUCCAAGAUACAUAUGUUUAAAAUAAGUAUUACUAAAGCAUCGGCCGAAUCAAUUGGCGCCGUUAUCACUCGUCGCUUCAGUCAUUUAUAUAGAGCGGUGACUCGUGUUUUCCUUUGGCGUUCGUCACUUCCGAUACGGGAAACCUGUAUUACUCAGCUAUCGUAGCAAUGAUCUCUGUGUUAAACGUAUAUUUGGAAUGUGUUUAACCAGCUCUAACACAUAUGUGAUAAUGACUGGCACCAAUAUUGUCCUUUAAGCAUUGUAACUCACUGAAAUCAUAAGAGGUAAAUUUAUUGAACCAUGCGAUUUGUAAUGGAAUGAGUGUUAAAGAUGAUUAAAUGGAUAUUAAAUGAUUAUUUUUUUUAAUUUUAAAAAAAUGUAUAUUGUUCCAUUGAUGAUGUCAUUGUUUAAUUUAUGUAUGUUUGUAUCUAAGGUUAUAGGGAAAAUAAAUUGUAAU
Molecule: messenger RNA, 5941 nt
Organism: Patella vulgata (common limpet)
Lineage: Eukaryota; Metazoa; Mollusca; Gastropoda; Patellidae
Product: transmembrane protein 41B
Exons: 7
Coding region: 74-1012 (312 amino acids)
Cellular component (GO): endoplasmic reticulum membrane
Source: RefSeq, a predicted model, not a curated record